This is a messenger RNA of Botrytis porri, 1146 nucleotides long. RefSeq lists its product as uncharacterized. The transcript is spliced from 3 exons. Lineage: Eukaryota; Fungi; Ascomycota; Leotiomycetes; Helotiales; Sclerotiniaceae. The coding region runs from base 1 to 1146 and encodes 381 amino acids. The record is from RefSeq and is a predicted model, not a curated record. Gene Ontology annotation, molecular function: protein binding.
AUGUCGAACGAAGAAGAUAAAACGGCGACCAGUCUAUCGCAUAUUUCCAUCAACGGGGAAGACGUCGCAGGACAUGAUGCGCAAGAAUCUACCCCUCCACGUAGUAGCAGUGGCUGGGACGGAAAGUUACGUGUAGAGAAAGAAAAGGGCAAAAAGUUAGAGCUUGCAAACCCGGAAGCGAUAUCUGAUCCUGAAUAUUCAGAUGAGGAGAAUGUUAUGCCGGGGGAAGUGAUUAAUGCAGAUGAAGAUCUCCUUGACGAUUAUCCCCUCGAUACCGAAGAAAUCGACCUAGUACACGCCCGCAUUUCCUCGAUCCCUUCCCUGCGUCUUUCACGCUUCACCCAAGUCCAACGUCUUUGUCUUCGUCAAAACACAAUCAGCACAAUCGAAGAUCUCUCUUGUCUCGCAGCUACCCUCACAGAACUCGAUUUAUACGACAACCUAAUUGCGCAUAUCCGAGGGCUCGAAGAUCUCGUCAACCUGACCUCCCUCGACCUCUCCUUCAACAAAUUAAAACACAUCAAGAAACUAAACCACCUCAAUUCUCUCACCGAUCUCUAUUUCGUGCAGAACAAAAUAACCACCAUCGAGAACCUCGAAGGUCUCUCCAAACUACGCAACUUAGAACUAGCCGCAAACCGAAUUCGGGAAAUUCAAGGUUUAGAUACUUUAACAGGAUUAGAGGAAUUAUGGCUGGGCAAGAACAAAAUCACCGAGAUGAAGAAUCUAGACGCCUUGCAAAAUCUGAAGAUUCUGAGUAUACAAAGUAAUCGCAUUCGAGAUAUUACGGGCUUGGACAAACUUUCGGGUCUGGAAGAAUUAUAUAUUUCGCAUAAUGCUCUGAGUUCACUCUCGGGUCUGGAAUCUUGUUCGCAGUUGCGUGUGUUGGAUAUUUCGAAUAAUGAAGUAUCUUCUUUGAAGGGGUUGGAAGGGUUGAAGAAUUUAGAAGAGGUCUGGGCUAGUUACAACAAAAUCGCGGAUUUGAACGAUGUGGAGGAACAUUUGAAGGACAAGGAAAAGCUGAAUACGGUUUAUUUUGAGGGAAAUCCUUUGCAGUUGAAAGGGCCAGCGUUGUAUCGAAAUAAGGUGCGCUUGACAUUACCACAGGUUAUGCAGAUUGACGCUACUUUUGUUAGAGUUUCAUAG